UCCUCUGUCAGGGGUGACGCUUGUGGAGAGGGGAGGAGUAAAAUGGAGCAGGAAAAGCCACUCGAUGCGUCUGUCGAUCAGUUGAGACUGUCUGAAACAGCUUCUGGAUCCAGCGCCUUGCCGUUUUUUCUUGUUUGGGGAGACCUCGGAUCGCUCCCUGGAUAGUUCCUCUGCCUCCCUUCUUCCGCUUCUUUCUCAUUCCAAUAGAGACAAACAUUUCAUUUUCACCAAAGCCGGAUGGUUUGGUUCCCUAUAUCCAGUCCACCGCAUCAACACUCCCCCCCUUAAAAAAAAACAAUCCGAUCCCCGUCCAAGAUGCGAUGAGAUGAACGCUGGGAUUCACAUCUAAAACGGAGCUCCCUGGCAAAAGAAGAGAGGAAAACGCGAGGGAUCAUUACUUCUCAGACUCUCUCUCUCUCACACACGGGACUUACUCGCUUUAUUUAUUCGAUAGCUUUCUUGUGCGUAAAAGGCGCAGCCAACUAUAUAUUCAGAAAAAAAAAAAUCCAGAUUUGUUUCAAAACUUCGAAGCCUUCCCCCAACCAUGACGGACGAUGAUCUCUGACGGACAUGAAGGUGUCAGUGACUGGCAGAAUUCAUUUCUAAUUUCCGAGUUCGUCAUCGCUGGAGCCGAUCCAGCUCUCAAGUCAAAAAAGACUGACAAAGAAGAUUGAUAUUCUCAGCUGCGAGGUCCAAACCCAGCUCCCCUUGCAUAGAGGGAUGGUUUCUUCAAACUGAUCGCACUUGAUUUUUGUCCGUAAUUCCUGCAUGAGAAGCACCGUGGGGAGCAGCGGUCACUAUGCCGAGGAGAAAGCAGCAAGAGCCGCGGCGAUCAGCAGCUUACAUGCCUGAGGAUGAACUCAAAGCAGGCACCCACAAUGAGGAAGAGCACCUUCAGGAUGAUGGCCUCUCAUUAGACGGUCAGGAUAAUGAGUUUAUGUGCAACGACGAAGAGGACGAUUUCGAAGGGGGCCAGCUACCGAGCUACAGAGACUCUCCGCUCAGCAAUGGCACCAACCCGGACGCCGGGUACGGCUCCCCGCUCAGCGAUGCCAGUGAUCGACUUACAGACUUCAAGAGCACCUCCUCCAGGGAUGGUCAGGAGAGGGAAGGCCCUACACUACCCUUCCGUCCGAAUAAUGGCCUUUCUCUCCAGGAUAGCCUGGCUCAGAUGAAAGCCGUCUAUGCAAACCUCAUCUCAGAUGCCUCUUGGUCCAGCAUCACAAUGGACAUCAUGAAAUCUAAGCCUGCCACCACUGGCAGUGCAAGUAGUGCCCUCACCACUCCCGAACCUGUCUCUACUGCCCCGGCCUCCUCAACAACGACGACGACGGCCACCAACAAGAGCAGCGCUGUCAGCAUGGCAAACACUCAUCACAAUGGAAGGAGCUCGAGCACCGCUGUCAAUCACACAGGCAGUGCCAGUGGCAAUACUAAUGGUACACCAGCAAGCUCUGUUGGAGGCCAUGGGGCAACCAGCAGCAGUGGAAGUAGCAGUGGUGCGGCAAGCAACGGUGGUGGGGUCGCAUAUGACUGGCACCAGGCAGCACUUGCCAAGACUCUUCAGCAGACACCCUACCAUCUAUUACCGGAGCCCAGUCUCUUCAGCACGGUGCAGCUCUACAGGCAAAACAAUAAGCUGUAUGGUUCUGUAUUCACUGGUGCCAGCAAGUUUCGCUGCAAAGACUGCAGUGCUGCUUAUGACACCUUGGUUGGGUUGACAGUCCACAUGAACGAGACUGGCCACUAUCGAGAUGAUAACAAGGACAAAGAUGAGGAUCAGGGCAAACGCUGGUCCAAGCCCCGUAAGCGCUCGCUCAUGGAAAUGGAAGGAAAAGAGGAUGCCCAAAAGGUGCUCAAGUGCAUGUAUUGCGGCCACUCAUUUGAAUCUCUGCAAGAUCUCAGUGUCCAUAUGAUCAAGACCAAGCAUUAUCAGAAAGUGCCUCUCAAAGAACCGGUGCCGGCCUUGGCCACCAAACUGGUUCCCACUUCAGCUAAAAAACGAGCGAUCCAAGAUUCGAUCAUUUCGCCGUGUUCUCCAGAAUCCAUCCAUGCUGGCAGUGGUGGCGGCUGUGUCUCUCUAGGGGAUGUUGGCAAGGACACAAAAGCAGUGGCUAACCCCUACGUGACGGCAAACAACCGCUACGGCUAUCAAAAUGGCGCCAGCUAUACGUGGCAGUUCGAAGCGCGUAAAGCUCAGAUCCUUAAGUGCAUGGAGUGUGGUAGCUCGCAUGAUACACUUCAACAACUCACUGCUCACAUGAUGGUUACGGGCCACUUUUUGAAGGUCACAAAUUCUGCAUCCAAAAAAGGCAAGCAGCUGGUAUUCGAUCCAGUCGUAGAGGAGAAGAUUCAAUCUAUACCAUUGCCACCCACUACGACCAGGCUCCCCGUCCCAAGUACUGUUAAAUCACAACCUGUAUCUCCUGCCCUCUCCUCUAGCUCUGAGGACAAGAGGGAAGCAAGUGAGGAAGAGAAAGUUGAAAACAGUGAACCUGCUGAGAAGAAAAUCAAAGAGGAAAAAGACGAGCCUGGUGAAAAAUCAGAGACUGACACUACAUCAUAUAAAUAUCUUCGAGAAGAAGAUUUAGAAGAAACACCCAAAGAGGGUUUAGAUAUCCUUAAAUCCCUUGAGAACACAGUUUCUAGUGCCAUAAGCAAGGCUCAGACAGGUACGCCCACAUGGGGGGGAUAUCCUAGUAUACACGCGGCUUACCAGCUACAAGGUGCUAUGAAGAGCUCCGCUACUGUCUUACCCUCAACCAUUCAGAGUGUCCAGAUGCAGCCUAUGUUCAACAGCGGAAUCAGAGGCCUCGUGACUGACCCCAACUCUGUCAUCCAUUCCCCGCGCAGCCCGUCCUCCCCUACGCCCCUCAGAAGCAAUGUCACUGCCAUGGAGGAGCUAGUGGAGAAAGUCACAGGGAAAACUGCCACGGUGAAGAAAGAAAAGGAAGAGAAGAUUGUAGGCAUGGAGCGAUGCCGGGCUCCGUCAUUGGUAAAAUCGCCCUCCCCUGUGUUGAGGGAGCAGAAAGAGCAACUCGCCUCCCCGAAUGAACUCUCUGUAUGUAAACAGUCUGGUAUGAGGAGUAGCAGUCCGGGCAGUGUGGACUCAGAAGUGACCUGCAAGAAAGAGCCAAAAGAAAGCCUCGUCGACGUCCACAAUAACCACGCAAAGAACGGCUCUGAAGCUCGCCAAUCCCCAGUAACUAACGGCAACAGUCUUGGCAUCAUCACUGAUCAUUCACCGGAAAUUCCUUUCGUCAACCCGCUAAGUGCUCUCCAGUCAAUCAUGAACACACAUCUCGGCAAGGCCUCCAAACCAGUAAACCCAGCUGCAGACCCCCUGUCAAUGCUGUACAAGAUUAGCAACAGCAUGAUGGAUAAGACCACUUUUAAUUCAGCCCCUCAAGGCAAGCAGACCGAGUCCACAAACCACUUCCAGUUGUAUGACAACAAUGACCAGCCCAUUGACCUGAGUAAAAACAAGUCAGUGUGCAAUAACAACAGUAACAACGGUAGCAAUGUUCUCCUGACCAACAACGGCGUCAAUGGCAACAAGCCCCUCAUUUCCCUCAGCGACGCGGUUUCGUCGCCUUUGAGAGAAAAUGCGUUGAUGGAUAUUUCUGAUAUGGUCAAGAACCUCACUGGGCGACUCACUCCCAAGUCCUCCACGCCGUCCUCAAUUUCAGAAAAGUCCGACGCAGAUGGAAGUGCGUUUGAAGACGCCCUAGAUGACAUGUCCCCAGUGCAAAAGAGGAAAGGGAGGCAGUCAAAUUGGAAUCCGCAGCACCUCCUCAUACUUCAGGCCCAGUUCGCGUCCAGCCUGAGGGAGACCCCGGAAGGGCGCUAUGCUAUGACUGACUUGGGCCCUCAGGAAAGGGUCCACAUCUGUAAGUUCACUGGCCUCUCAAUGACGACCAUAUCACACUGGCUGGCGAACGUCAAGUACCAGCUGAGACGGACUGGGGGCACUAAGUUUCUCAAAAACAUGGACUCAUGCCAGCCUGUUUUUCUCUGUGGCGACUGUGCCUCGCAGUUCAGGACUCCCUCCUCCUACAUUAGCCACCUGGAGUCUCACCUGGGCUUCAGCUUGAAGGACCUGUCCAAACUGUCAGCUGAGCACCUACGGGAGCAGCAGGCUGUCUCAAAGGUGAUCACAGACAAAAUGACAUUCGGCAGCCCUCUGUCAGCCUUGACCACACCGGAGGACGACAUAGGCUCUGUGUACCAGUGCAGACUCUGCAAUCGGACAUUCGUCAGCAAACACGCAGUGAAACUGCACCUCAGUAAGACCCACGGCAAGUCUCCGGAGGACCACCUGGUGUUUGUCACAGCUUUAGAGAAACUGGAGAAGCUAGACAAGCUAGAAAAGGUUUGAGCAGGGUCUCUUGCUGAGCUUAGAGACAGACAUCUGUGGAACUGACUAGAAUUUCAUUGCACUAAUAUGACUGUUCACAGUUACUGCACUGGGCCGAACUGAGCCACCAGAAAAUGAAAAUCAGUCUUAUUUUUAUUUUUUUUGUUGUGAUAACUGCCUGACUGGACCAUGUCUUUUCAUGUUAAUUUGUUUGUUUUGCCAAGUUUUUUUUUUUUUUUUUUACGGUUAUUUUGUAAUAUAUUUAUAUUCUAUUUGUCUGAUCUGUGCAUGUAUUUUAAUGACUCAAGAUUAAACACACGGUUUUAAUCUUCUCAUGUCAAAAUACAACUACUGCUUCAAUGGUAAAUGUGGAAACAGAAUGGGGGCGGGGGGGGGGCUGUAUAGUACUUGAUUUGAAGAAAAUAAAAAUUUAAUGUAUACACUAAAAUAAGGUAAGAUCCUGAAGGACUGAAGUAGCACCUUAGACCGUUGAAUUUUGCAUUGUAAAGAGAAAACGCGCAGCAUUUGUCGGAAUCGAGCAGGUUGAGAUUGUGGAUGAUCAUUUUCCCGCCAUGGUUUGGGUUCCUGUCAUCGCAAUGUGUUGAUGAUGAAUGGCCUGCUCACAAAAUCUGUCAACGUCCUCAAGAAAAAGAUUGUGUGAACAUUUGGUGAAGAAGAAAAAAAACACACACAAGAAAAAAAAAAAAACUGAAAUGCUGCUUCUGGUUAUGAGUCAAUCAGUAAAAAUAAAUGGCCAUCAGUAUGCAAGUUUGCUCCAAAUCUUUCCAUGUCGUGAAGUAUCACCUUAUAUCAAUUUCCCAGUUGUAUGGUUUGGUAAGCUCUCUUUUUGUCUCUUUCUUCAACUGUAUGAGUAACAGUUUGUUACAUGUAAAUUGUUACCAGUGACAUGUCAAUACUCCAUGAGACAUAUCUCGAGAAACAGCUUGUCAUUCUUUCUAUCUUAAGGUGUGUGCAUUCUCUAACUUUUAUAUUGUCAUUCUUUUUAUAUACAAAAAUGAUUAAAACGUAAAAACAGAUGGUGUACAUAGAUAUAUGCUGUAGAACUACAAAAUGUCCUUUUUUAAAGAAAUGGGAAAUUUAGCUUCUUUGGCUUGGUUUACAGAAAUGAUUUUAAUUAUACUUGCAUCCGAUUUGAUGCAUGAGAUGUUGUGGAAAAUAAGCGAUGCACAAUGACUAUACAUUUCAAUGUUUUAUCGAACAUAUUGUACAAAAAAACAAAAAAGACUUUUUAGCAACAAUAGUUUGUUAAUUUCUUUCUCAAUUGUAAAAUAAACCCCAAAGCAGUUGUUAACAGUCAAA
This is a messenger RNA of Synchiropus splendidus (mandarinfish), 5677 nucleotides long. Its product is annotated as teashirt homolog 1-like. Gene Ontology annotation, molecular function: DNA-binding transcription factor activity, RNA polymerase II-specific; DNA binding. NCBI's taxonomy places the organism in Eukaryota, Metazoa, Chordata, Actinopteri, Syngnathiformes, Callionymidae. Gene Ontology annotation, cellular component: nucleus. The record is from RefSeq and is a predicted model, not a curated record. Bases 800 to 4378 code for a protein of 1192 amino acids. The transcript has 3 exons. Gene Ontology annotation, biological process: regulation of transcription by RNA polymerase II.